This is a messenger RNA of Acanthosepion pharaonis, 780 nucleotides long. The record is from the annotation of a GenBank genome assembly. NCBI's taxonomy places the organism in Eukaryota, Metazoa, Mollusca, Cephalopoda, Sepiida, Sepiidae.
AUGCUCACCGCUCACAAAAACAAUGUACAUCCCUCACCUAUUCCCUUCACCCAUUCCUUUCUCCGAUUCUUUUCAGCUACUCCCUUCACCCACUCCCUUAACCCACUCCCCUCACCCAUCCCCUUCACCCACUCCCUUCACCCACUCGCUUCAACUACUCCUUCAUUCACCCAUUUCACCUACUCCCUUCACCCAGUCCCCUCACCUAUUCCCUUCACCCAUUCCUUUCUCCCAUUCCAUUCAAUACUCCAUUUACCCACUCUCUUAACGCGUCCCCUCACCUAUUCCUUUCACUCAUUCCUUUCUCCUCUUCCCUUCACCCUCUCCCUUAACCCAGUUCUCACAUCCAUUCCCUUCACCCACUCACUUCACCCACUCCCUUCAACCACACCUUCAUUCAACCCUUCACUUACCCCCUUCUCCCAGUCACCUCACCUAUUCCAUUCACUCAUUCCUUUCACCCAUUUUUUCACCUACUCCUUUCACCCACUCCCUUCACCCACUCCCUUCAACCACUCGCUUCACCCACUCCCCACACCUACUUCUUUCACCACUCUCCUCACCCACUGCCCUCAACCACUCGCUUCAUCCACUCCCUUUACUCACUCCCCUCACCUACUCUCUUCACCCAUUUCUUUAACCCAUUCCUUUCACCUACUCUUUUCACCUACUCCCUUCAGCCACUCCCCACACCUACUCCCUUCAUCCACUCGCUUCACCCACUCCCUUCAUCCAUUCCUUUCACACAUUUUUAUCUACUCCUUUCACCCGGUUCCUUAA